CCCCACUGCCACUGCCGGCUUUUUUUUGUGAAUGGGACGGUGGCUCCGAGAGGGGCAUGACGUCACCGCCGUGCCGGACGGCCGGGGAGGCGAUUGGCUGGCGGGGCCCCGCGGGCGCCCACGCAGGCUGCCGCGGCGGCAGGUAUAAAGGGCAGCCGGCGGACAGCGCGCGGCACCGCGGCUCGGCGGCAGCACCGACCCCUGCUCCGCGCGGUACCGCAGCUGAGACCCGCACCGUACCGCCGAGAGGAAAUCAUGGUUAUGCUGAAGAUUUCAUCUUUCCUUGCUGUUUAUGCCUUGGUUGUAUGCCAGAUGGACAGCUUCCAGGCAGCCCCAGUCAGACCUGGCUUGGAGUCCAUAACAGAUCGAGUGACGCUCAGUGAUUACGAAGCUCGGAGAUUAUUAAAUGCGCUGGUGAAAGAGUUCAUACAGAUGACAGCAGAAGAGCUGGAGCAAGCCUCUGAGGGGAACAGCCUGGAUAGACCUAUUUCCAAACGCUGUGCCAGUCUGAGUACUUGUGUGCUGGGCAAACUGUCUCAAGAAUUGCACAAAUUGCAAACUUACCCUCGUACUGACGUCGGGGCUGGAACUCCUGGAAAGAAAAGAAAUGUGCUGAAUGACCUGGAACAUGAACGCUAUGCAAACUAUGGGGAAACCCUAGGAAACAACUAGAUGUGCUUAAUUCUGCCCUUCUCCCCCCUCCCCUCCCCUUUUUUAUUUUAACCUGAUGCAUGUGGAUCUAACUCUGAUUGCUAACUUUGCUAUGUUCUUUUGAUUCUGUUUUUGACAGAGAAUGUUUGAGGUGGACCUAAUGUUAGGGAGACAGAACAUAACACACACAUCAAGCUAGGGGAAAAAUAAAUAAAAAUAAACAGCACUGCCUCAAGAUUUCAAAUGAUUUUCUUAGACGUUGAUUUAAAAAAAAAAAAAAGAAAUCUAGACAAGGCUCUUCAUUUCUGGCUACUAAAUGUACAAGUAGACUCCUCCUUUGUGCCUGCCCAUGCACUUGUUCAAUAAACCUAUUUUUCUAUAAGGAUUAGAUCUGUUUGGUUUACUUGUUUUAGAAUGUGAGAUUUCUAGAUAAGGCUAGAGAGGCUUUACACACUGUUGUUGUGCUCAAGAGAGGCAAUGCAAGAAAUCCUAGAGAAGUUUAAUAAGUUGAUAAAGUACAAAGGUAUCUCAGAAGUUAUACACGUGCACAGAAAUUACACAAUAUAUGGACUGAUGUGACAAAGCGUGCAUGCAAGCCUGUUAGUAAAUAGCCUGAGAUGCAAAGGAAUCAGGAAAGGCUCAUACAGAGCUGUUCAAACUAGAAAUGUAAUCCUGUUUAGAACUGUGUACUGAACACUUCCAGGUAAGAAUUUCAAGUUUUCUUCCUUUUUUUCCCCUUAUCAUUUAAUGACAGAUCUUCACGCUAGCAUAGUUGAAAUCUGAGUAUGUUUUAAGUUAAAAGACAAAAUUAUUUUUUCUUUUUGCUUAAUGUUUAGGUGGUUUUGCUUUUAUUUUAAAAGAAACACUUUCUUUAGCUGUUUCUCACAGUAUGUUCCAUUUCCUUUUUGCCAGUUCUUCUGUUGCAACACCACAGCUAUCCUGUAAGCAGAAGCCUGUUCUGAAUCAUGGCAUCAGUGUUAUAAACAAUACUAUUUGUUACCAUUAUUGAACUGUCCUACAAUGCUUUUCUCAGCAAAAUUGCUCUUCUUUCAACUAAGAAUCCUUACUUUGGUGUAAAAUUUUUCAAACAAGGUCUGUGUGAUUGUGUAUGCCAUGAAGUACCCUCUAGCAAAAAAAAAAAUAAAAAUAAAAAAAAAAAAAUUGCUAGCUGUAGGGUUAACUGAGCCCAGAAGAUGUUCUGGUGUCAGUGUAAUAUUUACAUGGCAAUGUGCUGUACUAAACUGGGGCCUAACGGCAGGAAGGAGACGUUUCCAUACUCCCAUUGGAUACGCAGAAGCAGUACGCUUAUGGGUUGCUCAGCUCUGAAAGCACAUGACUGGCAGGGCUGGGCAGGUGCAGCACUGCCAGAGUGCCUGACAAAACUGAUGAAAGGAUUCUGUGUGUCUUCUGGAUUUUACGGUGCUGAGCUGAGACGUUUAAUGAUUGGGUUUUGCUGCUGUGUGUCAGAAGAACCACAAACAAAACAAAAGGUCUAAAUUUUGUGAGGGAAGGGGGAUUGUUUAAAUGUCCUAGAUCUGCGCUUGAGCAGCAGCUCUGUGCUAACCACAGUGACUUGGAGACUAGAAACAGCUCAGAUGUCCCUGAAAAUCUGUUUUGGGCCAAUUGGUCUUUGUUCCAAGUGCCCAAGAAGGGCUCGUCUACCUUUCACAAACUGAGCCUGAUACUUAGAAGAAGGAGCUUGUUAGUGGAGCAAUUGAAAUGCCUGCUACACAGCAAGCCUGCUCUUGCUUUUGAAAAAAAAAAAAAAAGUUUUCUAAGGCAUAGCAUCCCUUACUGACAUCUUGUU
Messenger RNA from Numida meleagris (helmeted guineafowl), 2458 nucleotides. RefSeq names its product calcitonin related polypeptide alpha (gene CALCA). The record is from RefSeq and is a predicted model, not a curated record. Gene Ontology annotation, cellular component: extracellular region. Gene Ontology annotation, molecular function: hormone activity; calcitonin receptor binding. Lineage: Eukaryota; Metazoa; Chordata; Aves; Galliformes; Numididae. The transcript is spliced from 4 exons. The coding region runs from base 256 to 672 and encodes 138 amino acids.